Messenger RNA from Prunus armeniaca (apricot), 390 nucleotides. Lineage: Eukaryota; Viridiplantae; Streptophyta; Magnoliopsida; Rosales; Rosaceae. The record is from the annotation of a GenBank genome assembly.
AUGGGAGUGGAGCAUGCUGAAUUUGUGUCGGGAUCAACUUCCAGCACUCAGAACCUCAAUUGUGAGCGAGAUGAUGCACUUCUGGUAGAACCAGAGUUGCUUUUGGAAAAUGGCUCUAUAAAUGCGAAUGGGAGAUAUCAAAAUGCCAUGUCAGAAGAAUUUGAGUGUAAUCUUUGGUUCUGUGCUGCUCCUUCACUUGCUGACAAUGUAUUAACUGGUGCAUAUUGUGGUGGCAGCCAACUCUUGCAAUCUGGAUUGCUGUCAAUUUGGACAAUGGAGCCAGGACAGAAUCUAUGCAUUGACCAACAGUUGAGUGUGAGGUCAAUUACCUUUUCGAGUGCUGGGGAAGCUUUAGCCAUGCAAACUACUCUGCAUAGCUUGGUGCUUUAG